Messenger RNA from Sclerotinia sclerotiorum 1980 UF-70, 3189 nucleotides. RefSeq lists its product with no specific name. Lineage: Eukaryota; Fungi; Ascomycota; Leotiomycetes; Helotiales; Sclerotiniaceae. The record is from RefSeq and is a predicted model, not a curated record. The coding region runs from base 1 to 3189 and encodes 1062 amino acids. The transcript has 4 exons.
AUGCUUCAUCCCUCUUUAGGUUUCUAUCAGAUCCAGAAAGUGACAUCUGGCUCAUUCAUAGGUAUCAUUCCGCCAAACAUGACAGCUCGCCGCGAAAAGCGAAAGCUAGCCAAAAAUCCACCCGUCACGAAAUAUAAUUUAGACCCAAAUACUCCCAUUCAUCGGCAGUCGCUUGCAACGGUUCCUGCUCCUGCUAUGGUCGAAACCAAGCAGCCCAAAUCCACUCCUCAGUUGCAUUAUGCCAUUCUCGAUCAACCGCAAAGAUCUGAGCUACCGCUGAACAGGAACAAGUCUGAACAUAAAGGACAAAGCGAUUGGAUGGUCCCGUUUUGCCAUAACCCAGUUGUUGGUCUUACUGUUAUUCAGCGUGCCCGGAUUCGUGCUCAAUACAGAAUUCAAGGGUCCAUGGGCAAUGAUAUCGUGAAGUCAUCUUUUUGUGGCCCAUGCGCUAUGAUGCAACAUGAUCGAGAGGUUCGUGCUAGAGAAGGCGAUGUAGGACUAGCAAAAGAUUUUGGUGGUCCACAGAUGUCCCAAAUUCAACCCAAAGCGCCGCAACCAAUGAGAUAUGCCUUGCCACGAAGGACUUCAGCUGAAGAUCCCGGGGUAGAGGACAGGAUAUUCAAGCAAGGACAGAGGCGCUACACAGAUUCUGAGCUUCAGGAGGUUCCUGCUGUAGCAGUAUCGUGUACAGAGGAUGCGGGUUGUCAGAUUUCGAAUGGCCACCGCAGUGAUAAUUGCGAGGUGGAGGCAUUAAAAGAUCAUCUGCUUAUGGAGUCAUAUAGGAGGGCUAUCAACUCUAGCACCACUGGCACAAAUGUUGCGAAGGUUGACGGUGCUACAUCUUCACAACAGAAAACCCGAGUAGGUUCUGAAAAAAAGAGUCUCGAUACAGACUCGCCGAUUCCUUCGCUCUACGAGCAUCAUUUGAAAGUGAAAGGUUGCGAGAAACUCUCGAGGAUGCCAGCAAGAGGACAUCUCUCCUAUGUUCAUGAUUUCUCUGAUUAUUCUGCUACUAAGAUUGUUUUGGAUCAUUAUGCUGAGGAAGAGAGGCGAUUGCAAGAAAAAGGCAUCGUGCGCUGUCUCACCCGCUUUAGCAAAGAAAAGUUAAACCAGCUAGGCUCGAACAAUGUUGCUACACAGUCUAUCAGAUCUUCCAGUUCAAGCACGAUUCGGCAGCAUACCUCUCAAGAAGCUGCUGUUGAAACGCCGGCUUUGGACCUUGUCAACAGGCCUCGUACCGAUAGGUGCGCUGCUGAAUCGGUGGAUGCUGCAUGGUUAUUAGAUAUACCAGCACAACAUCGAAUUUCAAGCUGUUCCGUUAUACCUAAGGAGACUGCUAGUGUACCAAAAUCACCGGGACAACAUCGAAUAGUUAGUUGCCCUACCACGUCUGGCACUCCUGUUACCGGCAGCUCUGCAAGUUCCACUUCAAAAGAUUGCUCGCUGCAAUGUACUGUCGAGACCGCAUCUCCAUCAAGCUCUUCAUCGUCGGCUAUGCACAAUGAAGUUUCAGCGACUAUUAUGGAGGAUUCCGAUCUUUCAACUCCUCUUAUUCAGUAUUCCCAAUAUGGUCAUCUCUUGGACGAGAACACCCUUAAAUCAGACUCGCCUAUCUAUGGAUCACUAUCGAGAUGUCGAGCUUCGAGUUGUACGACUCUCAGCCCUAAUGUUGCUCGUGAGCAGCAUUCCUUAGAAGGUUGCUCUGCGCUAUCUGGUGAUUCAAGUCCUAUUUCGGUUAAACAACAUCGUACAUCUAGCUGCCACGCUUCUAUUCCGUCUGGUAGCAGCAAGAGUCCAUAUUGGGAAAAUGAUCCUCAACUAUUAGGAGAUUGUAGCUUCACGACUGGAUCUUCAACGCCUCUUCCCACUAAACAGCAGAUAUUUGCAAGCUAUACAGCUGAAAACUCUUCAAUUGGUCAAAAAAGCUCGUCGGCGAUGGGUCAUUUGAUGGAAGAUGGAUGCCUACUUUCUGGAGCCGCCAGCCCUAUCAAGCAGCAUCGUGUUGCAAGCUGCGGAGGCAAUGUCAGUGGCCAAAAUUAUAUCAACGAGAAUGGCUAUAUUUCAUCCGGGUCGACAACUCCGAAACUACGUCAGCAUCGGGUAGUAAGCUGCAUCGCUUCUAGCGCUAUUUCCGAAUGCGAGGAACAUUUGCUUGAUGAUUGCGAGUUCGAUUCUAAAAUCGCCAGUCCACUCCCACAACACAAUAUCACAGGCUGCAAUACAGCUUCAGUGUUGGCAAAAGAACAAGGACAUUUGUUGACGGUAUUUGAAGAAGAACAGCAACACUUGUUAGAGGAUUGUGCGGCAGACUCUAGCCCUUCCAGUCCGCUUCGACAGCAUCGUAUAGCAAGUUGUGUCAUUUCUGAUGCCUCGAGCAACAGAAAUUCCGUGGUGAAACAGCACAGAGUUGCUAGCUGUCCUGAUAUCAUACUAAAAGAGGGUAGUGGAUCACAAAGCGCAUCACCUGAUUCUCAUCGCCUUCCUCGUGGUACCCUUGUCAACACCAGUGAAAAUGAUCAAUCAGCUCACACAAACUACGAAGAUUGUCUCCACACUCUGGAUGAAUGCAUUACUCCAGCCGAUAGAGUCAAAAUGGAAGCUAAUGCCAGUCGGGAUACAGAAUAUGAGAAGUAUAGCAUGAAAAUUGCUAGCCAUUUUAAUGAUCAAGCCACUGAGCUCAAUGAGAAAUCCGCUACAGGAAAAGAGGUUCGAAGACCUAGACUCAACGAUUUCGCUUCACACGAAAGCGAUGCUCAAUUUACACUCGCUCAAGUCCUUUCCUUGGAUCAAGAAAACCCCAUGAUCAGUGUUACCCAGAUAGACGGAGAUGGAACCAUGAGCGUAGCUAGUCGAGCCAGCGUUGCACCUCCCGUCCCAUUUCCAUCUCCCGCCGCACCUUAUCCUUCGCCCAUCACUCCUCUGCACAUUUCUGGCGCUUACCCUCCAUCCAUACCUUCUUUGAGCAAUAAGAAAGAUAAAAGAAGAAUUCCCUCAGAACAAAGUUCUGCCGGAAGUGCAUUUGCUAGUUACUUUGGAUUCGGCAAUACGAAAAAAACACAGGGUUUAGUCACUGGUGUCGGUGGCAGUAGAAGAAAAGUUAAUCGGAGUAGGGUUAGGAGCUUGGGUUUGGGAAUCGUGGAGCCGGUUUCGAUGGAAGAAGAACUGGAGUUGGAGGAAAUUUUGUCUUAA